GAAUCCAGAGAGAAAGAGAAAUAAAGAGAUAGAUGGAUAAGUAAAAUUAAGAAAGAAAAAUAACCCAAAUAAGAGAGAGAGAGAUAUAGAAAAAUAAUUAAGAAGAGAAUAUAAAUAAUAAACGUGUGCGGCCCUUCAUAAACGCUUUUUCGUCCCUUGAAAAUGUUACAAGUCAGGCUGUGGAGAACUUGGACUAGCAUCACAAUCUUCACAAUCCUUCUCAGCCUCUCCUUCACCAUCAUUGCGUCGCAGGAACUCUAUGAUGACAUGGAAGACGGAGAAGAAACAGAUCCUAAUGAUGAAUUCAAGAACAGUCCCAUAACCUCCACGGUGUCCGUCGCGGGGGAGGCCUCGGUGCUGCCCUGCAACAUCUCCUCUCCGCUUCGAGGCGAUUCCGUCCAGCUGGUGCUUUGGUACAGGGAUCAUGUCUCCACGCCCAUCUUCAGUUACGACGCCCGAUCCGGAGUGUAUUCCCGCCCGACGGAAUGGGCGGACCAAGAGCUCCUGGGGUCGCGCGCCCACUUCAGCGUCACCACCACGCCCGCCGCCCUCGUCCUCAACCAGACCAAGCGGGAGGAUGAGGGCGUCUACCGCUGCCGCGUCGACUACAAGCUCCUCACCACAACCCACGCGAGGGUCAACCUGUCUGUCGUAGAGCCGGUGGGCAGCGUGCGCAUCGUGGACGAGGCAGGCCUGGAGCUCGUCGGCGCUGCAGGCCCUUAUACUAUAGGGCAGCGUCCGGCUCUCACCUGCCGAGUCCAAGGCGGCGACCCUCCUCCUUCGGUCACGUGGUGGAGGGACGGCAGGCUCCUGGACAGCACCUACCAUCACCAGACGCUCGUCAGCUCCAGAACGAGCGUCCUCGACCCUGGCGUGGGCGUGGUCGUCAAUACGAUCCACCUGCGGGCGCUGAAGAAGGAGGACCUGCGGUCGACGUACACGUGCAAGGCGGGGAACCACGACAGGGCGCCCACCAAGGAAGCGGCCGUGGAGAUCGACAUGAACUUCGGCCCCGAGAGCGUGGUGGUGAAGGGCCUGGAAGGUCCCAUUUCAGCAGGGCGCCCCCAGCAGGUGGUGUGCGAGGCGAGAGGGAGCCGCCCCCCUGCUAUUCUCACCUGGUGGCUUGACGGCCACAUGAAGAAAAGCAUUUCGCACAUGACCUCGUUGGAUGGGCUCGUCUCCACCAGCACCUUGGAGCUGGUCGUCACACCCCAAGACGAAGGAAGCAAAUUAACGUGUCGAGCCGAGAAUCCUGAGUUGUCUUCGGCUACUAUCGAGGAUUCUCAUCAGCUGCAGGUUCUUUAUCCGCCCGAGGUGAGGGUCGCCGCCGGCACCUCGCUCGACCUCGACCUCAUCAAGGAGGGCGACGACGUCUAUUUCGACUGCCACGUGAAGGCCCGCCCCGAGGCCCACAGGAUCACCUGGAGUUUUAACGAGGCCGAGCUUCAGCAGAACGUCACAGCAGGAGUGAUGGUGGUAGGCAAGUCCCUGGUGCUGCAGAGGGUGUCCAGGAAGCAGGCAGGGAGCUACGCCUGCUCGGCCACCAACACCCAGGGCUUCAACACGUCCAGCCCCAUCCAGCUGUCGGUGAAAUGUAAACGCCCCGUGUGUCGGGUGGAGCAGACGGACGUGUACGGCGUGGGGCGGCACGAGAAGACGACUGUGACCUGUCGCGUGGACGCCGACCCUCCGGUGACCGCGUACCGAUGGGCCUUCAACAACACGGGCGAAUUCGUCGACAUACCCAACUCCCACUUCAACAUCAUGGGAGAUGGCGUCAAAGCGCAGCGCUCCGACCUCCGCUAUUCCCCCGUCAGCGACCUGGACUACGGGACGCUGCUGUGCUGGGCGACCAACCUCGUGGGGACGCAGAGGACGCCCUGCACCUUCACCGUCUUCCCCGCGGGCAAGCCUGACGCCGUCGCCUCCUGCAGGGUGUUCAACGAGACGGAGGAGAGCGUGUCCGUUUCCUGCGAGCCUGGCUACAGCGGCGGCGUCGACCAGAGCUUCCUGAUCGAGGCUUGGGACGACGGCGUGGUCAGGGCGACGGACACCAGCGACGCGCCGCUCAUGGAGGUCACCGGACUGCGGCCAGGAACUCGCUACACGCUCAAGGUGUUUGCGGUGAACUCCAUGGGGCGGUCGCAGCCCUACACCUUCACCACGUUCACGCUCACGGAUGUGGCGGAGAGGAGGACAGAUUAUCAACAAAUUUCUGUAUUUUAG
Penaeus vannamei (Pacific white shrimp) is the source of this 2226-nucleotide messenger RNA. NCBI's taxonomy places the organism in Eukaryota, Metazoa, Arthropoda, Malacostraca, Decapoda, Penaeidae. The record is from RefSeq and is a predicted model, not a curated record.